This is a messenger RNA of Porites evermanni, 477 nucleotides long. The record is from the annotation of a GenBank genome assembly. Lineage: Eukaryota; Metazoa; Cnidaria; Anthozoa; Scleractinia; Poritidae.
GAAGCUGCCAUUUGUUAUUCAUGUAUCGCAACACUUCAUGAAGGUCACCCCAAGAUACUUCUAGAUGAAGCUGCAAAUGAACGCAAGUUACAUGUUAAGGCUGCCAUUGAAUCUAAGAGACAAAUUACUCUUCAGAAGAGGGAAAACAUUGCUAGAACUCAGGGUAACUGUGUGAAGAUUCUAGGUCAGAUCGAUAGCGUUAAGAAAGAUGUACAAAAAUUUGUUGACAGUAUGAUCGCUGCCCUGGAGGCGACAAAACAGGAAAUAUUUAACGACGUAGAAAAGAAAGUAAACGAAACUCUCCAGCUUUUGGUAACUAAACAGCGCGAGAUGGAAAGUCAAGUAGCAGAGAUUGAGACAGCAAUAGAGAGGGCUGAACAAAUUUUGAAACGAAGAACAAAUGCGGAGAUUACAAGACUAGACACUAAUACAAUCUUUCAAGGCGAAUGCAAUGAUGGAGGUCAAGUCGAAUGUGAC